AUGCAAGAUGUCUAUGAGAAUGCCAAUAAAGGUGAAGAUGAAAAAGAGGAGAGCUCCCACAGCAACACCAGCCCACUCUACUCAGGCGAAACGUCAAAUAAAAAGCUCCGGUCGAAGGUGUGGGAUGACUUCAUACCCUCCUUUGUUGAUGGGAAGGUGGCGCGGGCUGAGUGCAAGCACUGCCACCGGGUCUACAACUGCAGCAGCACCAAUGGCACUGGCAGCCUGCUAAGGCACCAGGCCAAUUGUAGCUCGGGGACUCACAAGAGGCCAAGGCAGCACGAACACACAUCCUUGCCAGACCCAAUGCAGAACAAGCUACCUUUCUUUCCAUUCAACCAAAAGAAACACUCGGGCACAACAGAUGCCUCACCUGAACAGGGGCUUACCUUGCCUGGUGUUCAUACCAAUGACACAAAUACGAAGAACCAGGAGGUUGAUCAGAAUGGGUCUCAUGACAAACUUGUGGUGCCUGAGCAGAAGAAUCUUGCUUCACUCAAGCAGGUCAUACCUACUGGCACUAAUUGCAAGAAUCAGGAGGUUAAACAGAAUUUUUCUCAUGAAGAAAUUGUCAGGGUAUUGUCCAUACACGGACACAACCCAAGCAUGAUGGAACAAGAUAGAUUCAAGAAACUAGUUGCUUACUUGAAUCCUAUGGUCAAGAUGCCAUCCUUCUUGUAUCUGAAUACGCACUUUUGGAACUUGUGUCAGCAAGAAGAGUCCAAGCUCAAGGAGAAGUUAAUAGCCUUGCGCAGCCGUGUUUGCUUGAGUGCUUACGUGUGGCGCUAUGAUCCACGUCCACACUUGGCAUUCUUGUGCUUGACUGUUCACUACAUCGAUGACAAAUGGGAGAAGCAACAAAAGAUCAUCAGAUUUCAUGCCGUGAAUCCCUCUUGCAAUGCAAAAGAACUGGGUGAUAUCAUAUGGGCGUCUAUUAUGAAAUGGCAUCUUGGUGGCAAGAUUUUCAGCAUUAUACUAGAUGAUGCAUUCAUUGAUGACACAGUGGCUUUGGAUGUCAAAGCCAGUCUACAGAAACAGAACAAACUUUGUGCAUACCGUAGCUUCUUUGUGGUACGUUAUGCAACUCAUGUACUUGAUCAGGUUAUUCAGGUGGGGUUGGAUGAGCUGGACACAUACAUGGGGAAGUCGGCAAAGUUUUCCAAGUAUACAACAGGCCCCACUCCUUCAGUAGUACAGUAUUCUAACUGCAACUAUGCACCUUCAACGAAAGACUGGAAACAUGCAAAGAAAAUUUGUAAGAUCUUGCAGGAUUUUCACAAACACAUGGACUCCAUGCACAGUUUUCCUAGUCCAACUAAUUUUUUUGACAAGUUGUGGGAUGUGAAGAAAGUGGUGCAUCGCAAAGCUUUUAUGUACACAUCAAGGGAAGAUGAAGCAUUUUCUGAAGUGCGGGAAAAGAUGAAAAGGAAAUUCAUGGAAACCUGGAGAGUCUGUUGCUUGCAUUUUUUUAUGCCAAUGGUCAUGGAUCCUAAAUACCGUCUGAGGCAUGUCAUGUCCCGUCUUCGUCUUGAUUGUGACACUUUUGAUGAUGAUAUGGCUGAUUAUCUUCAAGAAGUGCUUGAUACAUUGGCCAGCCUCUUUAAUGAGUACUCAAAUCUGGUGGAAGACCAUAACAGCACUUCUGGGGCUAAAACUAGCAAGGAAACUGUAGUGAGUGGAGAUAUGCUGAUAAAGUAUUUUUAUCAAUCUGAAUAUCCAUACGGUGAGCGAACGUUGUCUGAAUUGUAUCAGUACUUGCAAGAGCCAUGCCUGACAAGAGGUGACUCCAGUGUUCUCGAAUGGUGGAAGGAGCAUGACUUGACCUAUCCUACAAUUGCUCUAAUGGCACGUGAUAUAUUGGCACUACCCUGCAGUAUUGAUUGCAAGGUAGCUUCAAGGACUGCAAUAAUAGCAAUUACAGAGUCACGAAGCAACUACUGGGUUGAAGAGCUUGUCUGUGUUCAGGAUUGGCUCAAACCAGCUGGUAGACCUGUUCUUUUCAUGCCUCUUUGUUUCAUCCAAUCUCAUUCUUAUUCUGACCAAAAUUCUCAUUUCUUUAUAGGCACCACAGCUGUGGAGUCAAGCGAUGAUCUUUAG
Miscanthus lutarioriparius is the source of this 2097-nucleotide messenger RNA. The record is from the annotation of a GenBank genome assembly. NCBI's taxonomy places the organism in Eukaryota, Viridiplantae, Streptophyta, Magnoliopsida, Poales, Poaceae.